ACGCACCACGUCCACAGGCAUCCAUCGAAAUCUUUCUCAUCGGCUCCUACCAGCACCACGCCAGGCAAGAAGAAAGCCACGACACCUCCUCUACUGUUCCUUAUCCGUGUCCCGUAGCUAGCCAGCAAUCUGCGCAGCAAGAAAAGAAGGGAGGUACUUGGAUCGCUUCUUCUGUGGAGAUGGUGGCGCCCAUGGUGAUCGCGUCGGCGGGGCUCGGGAUGCUGGCCGGCAUGGCGAUGGCGAACCGGACGACCGGGGACGGGCUGCCGGCGGCGUCCAGAUGGGACGCGCGGCCUCGUUGCUCCACGUGCAGCGGCACCGGCCGGGAGGAGUGCCUCUGUAGCCGUUGGUCCGAUGGCGACGUCGGCUGCGGGACGUGCUCCGGCUCCGGCCGCAAGCCGUGCCGCAGCUGCGGAGGCUCUGGCACCGGCCGGCAGCUCCUGGUUCGACUCAUCGCCCAGCAGCAGAAGCUGCCGACGACCGCACCCGGGCGAAGCGGAGACUACAACUGAAGUUCGUCGGGUUUCCAAUUCCAUGGUUGGAGCGAGCUGCCGGACCGACGAAACCAAUGCGCGAACUCUUUUUUUCGCCUCCUUCCUCGCCGGGCUCGGGUGCGGUCGUUGAUGAGGUUAUAUACCUAGGGUAGGGUCAUGGACCUAUCUAGGAUACCAUACCCAAGAACAUCAUCAUACGAAGCUACCUUUCAGUCGACCAAGAGAAGCUCCACUCGACCAAGGGAGACUCCACUC
This is a messenger RNA of Triticum dicoccoides, 749 nucleotides long. RefSeq lists its product as uncharacterized. NCBI's taxonomy places the organism in Eukaryota, Viridiplantae, Streptophyta, Magnoliopsida, Poales, Poaceae. The transcript has a single exon. Bases 180 to 512 code for a protein of 110 amino acids. The record is from RefSeq and is a predicted model, not a curated record.